AUGCAUCCCUCAUUAACUGGCACUCCAUUACGAAACCGCGGAAACUUUACGUUGCUCGUACUAAUUAUUUGUGUUUUUGUGCAUAUCUAUCUAUCUAUCUAUCUAUCUAUCUAUCUAUCUAUCUAUCUAUCUAUGUUACGAAUCCCCCUCCCACCUUUGAUCAAAGCAGUUGAAAACGAAAUCGAAACCGGAUUGCCCUAUUGUUUUAUGAGUUUAUUGCAUAUCCAAACCCCCUACCAACCCCCGUGUCACAUAUACCCCAUCUCUCUCUCUCUCUCUCUCUCUUUCAGUUUCCUCAUUAUUUACACCUUAUUUCCUACUUUCUCUUUGUUCAUAUUUUCCUUCUUGCCUCUUUUCUUUCUUUUUUUUAUCAACUUCACUUUCUUUCUUUCUUUCUUUCUUUCUUUCUUUCUUUCUUUCUUUCUUUAUUUCUUUCCCUUUUUUGACUGGGCAGCAUUAAUUACCCUUCCCCUGUAUAUAUCUAUCUAUCUAUCUAUCUAUCUAUCUAUCUAUCUAUCUAUCUAUCUAUCUAUCUAUCUAUAA
Acanthosepion pharaonis is the source of this 543-nucleotide messenger RNA. The record is from the annotation of a GenBank genome assembly. Lineage: Eukaryota; Metazoa; Mollusca; Cephalopoda; Sepiida; Sepiidae.